GGGGGCAGCAUGGCGGUGUCAGCUAUCACCGGCUUCUCGCUGGUCAGCCUCCUCAGCUUCGGCUACCUUUCAUGGGACUGGGUCAAGCCGGGCCACCAAGCUGAUGGGCCUCGGGCCUCUGGGGACAAGCCUGCCCCAUCGCCCUCGCAGUCUGCAUCCCCACCUGCGCCCCACAUCAUCUUCAUCCUCACUGAUGACCAAGGCUACCAUGAUGUGGGCUACCAUGGCUCAGAUAUCCAGACGCCGACCUUGGACCGAUUGGCCGCCGAGGGAGUAAAGUUAGAGAACUAUUACAUCCAGCCCAUCUGUACCCCUUCUCGAAGCCAGCUCCUCACUGGCAGGUACCAGAUCCACACAGGACUCCAGCACUCAAUCAUCCGUCCUCGUCAGCCCAGCUGCCUGCCCCUUGACCAGGUGACGCUGCCACAAAAGCUGCAGGAAGUGGGUUACUCCACUCACAUGGUGGGCAAAUGGCAUUUAGGCUUCUAUAAGAAGGCAUGCCUGCCCACACGACGUGGCUUUGAUACCUUCCUGGGCUCACUGACGGGCAACGUGGACUACUACACGUAUGACAACUGUGAUGGGCCUGGUGUGUGUGGCUAUGACCUUCAUGAGGGUGAGAGUGUGGCAUGGGAGCAGAGUGGCCAGUACUCUACCCUGCUGUAUGCCCAGCGUGCCAGCCAGAUCUUGGCCAACCACAGUCCCCGCCAGCCUCUCUUCCUCUACGUAGCUUUUCAGGCUGUGCACACACCCCUGCAGUCUCCCCGUGAGUACCUGUACCGCUACCGUACCAUGGGCAACGUGGCUCGGCGCAAAUAUGCUGCCAUGGUGACCUGUAUGGAUGAGGCUGUGCGCAAUAUCACAUGGGCCUUGAAGCGUUAUGGCUACUAUGACAAUAGCAUCAUUAUCUUCUCCACUGAUAAUGGCGGCCAGACUUUCUCUGGAGGAAGCAACUGGCCCCUGAGGGGCCGCAAGGGCACCUAUUGGGAGGGUGGCGUGCGUGGCAUCGGCUUCGUUCAUAGCCCCCUGCUCAAGAGGAAGAGGAGGACGAGCCGGGCACUGGUACAUAUCACAGACUGGUACCCUACACUGGUGACACUGGCUGGGGGCAGUGUGUCUGAGGCAGAGCGGCUGGAUGGUUACAACGUAUGGCCGGCCAUUAGUGAGGGUCAGGCUUCACCUCGCAUGGAGAUCCUGCACAACAUUGACCCUCUCUAUAACCAUGCCAAGCAUGGCUCCCUCGAGGGUGGCUUUGGCAUUUGGAAUACCGCUGUGCAAGCUUCUAUUCGGGUUGGUGAGUGGAAGUUGCUGACGGGGGACCCUGGCUACAGUGACUGGAUCCCCCCCCAGACUCUUGCCAACUUCCCUGGCAGCUGGUGGAACCUGGAGCGGUUGGCAGAUGGCACCCGCCAGUCUGUGUGGCUCUUUAACAUCAGCGCUGACCCUUAUGAGCGCGAGGACCUGGCAGCCCAAAGGCCUGAUGUGGUCCGUGCCUUGUUGGCUCGGCUGGCAUAUUAUAACCGGACAGCCAUCCCCGUGCGUUACCCAGCUGAGAAUCCUCGGGCCCACCCCGACUUCAAUGGGGGUGCCUGGGGCCCAUGGGUUAGUGAGGAAGAGGAAGAAGAGGAAGAGGAAGAGGAAGAGGCUGGGGAAGGGAGGGUCCGGGGUUCUCGCCGGGGCAGAAAGAAGUGCAAAAUCUGUAAACUUCGCUCUUUCUUCCGCAAGCUCAACACCAGGCUGAUGUCCAACCGCAUCUGA
Molecule: messenger RNA, 1758 nt
Organism: Trichosurus vulpecula (common brushtail)
Lineage: Eukaryota; Metazoa; Chordata; Mammalia; Diprotodontia; Phalangeridae
Gene: ARSI
Product: arylsulfatase family member I
Exons: 2
Coding region: 10-1758 (582 amino acids)
Source: RefSeq, a predicted model, not a curated record